AUGGUGCAAGAAGCGCUGUCAAGUCUGCGGCAGCGCAUCAGCCAAUCGACAGGGAUCAACACUGCCAGACAAGAGCCUGAGGAUCCAAUACGAAGUCACGAUGGAAAGCCAAAUUCCCACGCCCCUCCGAACUCUCGCAGGGGCAUCCGGCUGAACCGCGUGCUUGGUCGGAUCGUGCCGAUCAUUCUUCUGGUCUACGUUGCGAACGCCUAUGAUCUCGUUGUUGUGCGGCACGCCUAUCGCCAAGUCUACUUGCAGCAGGGCAGGCUCCUUCCGUUGGGGUUGUGGCUCGUGCCGACGCACGCACUCUUCCUUUGGUCGCUGCGUGCGUACCUGCGCGUCUUCUUUGCGCACAGCCAGACACCCUCCCGCAGCCAUACCAACAAUCAGAAUGGCGUGCUCGCAUGGCUGCGCUCAGGGCUCGGUGCAACAUUCGCUGAUCCCGACCCAGCAGACACGACCAUCUCGAUCGCAUCCGUCGUGCAAGGCAACGACGUGACGGUGGAACUCUGCAGCGCAGAUGGGCAGCCUGUCCGCUGCUGGAGAGACAGCUGCAAUGGACGCAUAAAGACUUUUCGCAUGCGUCACUGCGGAGACUGCGCAACCUGUCGGGUUGGAUUCGACCAUCACUGCGCCUGGUUCGACAACGACGUGACCGCCCCGUCCACCCUGCGGCCGUUUAUCAGCUUCCUGCUCUCCAUCCCGCCGCUGUACGCGCUCGGCUUCGCACCGCUCUUCCGUCCCACCUGGCGCUCGUUUUGCGGUCUUGCUGCUUCGGCGGCCAGCGAUGCACAUAUCGCCGAGGUGUGGUGGGGCAGAUGGUACAGCUGGGUUGGUGGGCCGGUGCUGCGCUGGAUCGUCGCGCUCUCUCUUGCAUCAAGGCGGAGAAGGGAGCAGACUCCAGACGCAGUACGUGCUUCUGUCGUGAUUGCGCUCGGCGCAGUUUUCGUGCUGAUCGCAUCGGCGUUGGCCGCUUCCUCGCUCGGAAGCCUGCGACGCGGAUUGCUGACGGUCGAUGUGGAGCGCGCAAAGGCGUAUGCGAGGUUGCAGCGACAGAUGCAGAAGCUCGACGCGAUACGAGAAGAGAAAGAUGCGCUUCAGAAGGGACUGGAUAGUCUUGGACCUACACAGCACUUCCGCAUUUCUUGGAUGGAUCCAGAUACUGGCGAGGCCAGGACGGAAGUCGUGGCACUGUCCAUCGACGAUGGCUUGUUGUCGCAUGCAUCGACAGCGGCGAAUCUACGCGCAUUCCUAAUGCCCUCACGCUCAACAUCAAGACCAGGUUGGGAUCUGUCCGAGCCCGCGAUACGCAGUCUGCUCACCAAAGCCACGAUCCCAGUUCACACCUAG
Moesziomyces antarcticus is the source of this 1350-nucleotide messenger RNA. RefSeq lists its product as uncharacterized. The coding region runs from base 1 to 1350 and encodes 449 amino acids. The record is from RefSeq and is a predicted model, not a curated record. The transcript has a single exon. Lineage: Eukaryota; Fungi; Basidiomycota; Ustilaginomycetes; Ustilaginales; Ustilaginaceae. Gene Ontology annotation, molecular function: palmitoyltransferase activity.